AUGGCUAUAACACUGACUGCACGUGAGCAAGACUUUCUUGCACGUAGCAAUGCAAUUAUUGCUGCUAUGGAUCAAUCUAAGGUUAACAACAAAACUAUUGAAGAUAACUCUACCAAGCAGUAUAAGGCAAAUAAGAAUAGACAGGGCCGUCGUUGGGAGCUGUUUAAGAUGAGUCGUCCAGCUGCGAGCUUGGCGUGUACUAAAGACCUGGAAGAUUUCAUGCUCGUUAUUGGGACUGGUAUGAAAGGCAAAAAAGGGGAUGACUUCUACUUCCGACGCCGUAAUAGAAAAGGCACAGGUCAGAACAAAGCAAAAGAACUCACUGCAGUUUACAAUUCUGUUCGGAAUGCCUGGAAUAACUUCUGCGCGUGGUGUGCAGACAAUGGGCAUCCUAUCUCUCCUGAAAUUAAGGAACAUAUGACAAAGUACAAUAAACAAUUCCUUAAGAAGGCGUUGCACCUGCGGCUUUAUGCAAGAGAAGCCAAGUUUUCCGGCGAGUUCCACUAUGGAAUUCUGAGUGUUUAUCGAUGGAGAAGAAGCCAUAUUGUGCAUGCUAAGCCAAGGGUUAGAUUUGUUCAGCAUCAUAUAACUACUACGAACUUCUAUAGCGCUGGUAGGAUUGGCGAAUUUGCGAAGUCGGAUGGAAGGGACGACGCCGAGGAAGAUUCUGGAAAUGAUGAUGAACGUGACUUAAGAGGAUUAUAUUUUAAGGACGUGUAUAUGUUUGCAAUGUUCAACAAGCAGAAGAGGAAGACGGAGCUCUGUAUCAGACUUACCAAAGACGAGAAGGGCAAGGGCGACAACCCACAAGACAGAGGCCAGUGUACAUUCUACGAAGAUCUCAAAGGCCCUCUUUACCAAAACAACUUUCUCUUUUCUCUAAGCAUGUUGCUUGCUAGAAUGCCUUUCCGGGAUUAUCAUUCCUCAGAUAGGAAAGAGCUCCUGCAAAAACUUCUCGACAUCAACAUUGCGGAAGAGCAAAGAUUUGCUCAGAUACACUGGAAGGAUGAAUUCCUUAGCAUGCCCUUCUUUGAAUGUGCAGCCAACGAUUCUGGAAAAAUAGAGAAAGCGAGUACAGUCCAUCAUAGACACAAAGAAGACUGUUAUAGCGCGGGAAUGCCUAAUCCUCCGAACUUCCACGACGUCAGAAGAUUUGGGCUUAAUGAAGCUGAUAAAAAGUACUCAGAGUCCUCUCGUAUGCGACUUGGUGGUCACAUGAAGGCUGGAAUGUUCCGCGGACACUACCAGCCCAGAGAGACGAUCGACGGCGCUGCAAAUUUCCUUGGAUUACAAGCGCGAGACGACGUCCUCGAGAUUAGCCAGCAGCUGAACAUUCCCUAUAUUCCCAAUCUCCUACAGUCUUUACCAGCGGAAAAGCUCUACAAGCUUCAGAAAAGCGAAGAAUAUCAGGAGCUGCAGGCAAAGAUUAAGAUUGAGACAUCAGCUCGAGAAGUUAAUAAGCUGAAGCGGCGGAUCGAAACACUAAAGUUAGAGGAACUAAAAUGGCUACGUGCUGCGCAGGAGUUCAAUGAUGCGCCCCGUUACGAACAUGAGAUCUAUUCUCGGGUGAGAUUCAUGUUCUCAGCUGAGCGGCGCCGUCUGGAGAUCAACCUCUUUGAAGAAGUUGAGCUGAGGAGUGCAAUAGGCAUACAGACGAUUUUGGACUUGACUGCCUACUACUUACAACCCAGGGAAGUCCUGUUCCGGCCCGGCUUGGAGCCUUCUUUAUGCUAUUGUUCAGGAAAUCGAGCAUAUGACUGGAGACAUAUAUACGAAUGUCAUCGGGUUUCAAAGUCCCGGAUUCACGGAUUUGCAGAUUUUUGCUUCCUAUGCAAUAUCUGGGUCUAUAACCAGGAUGAUUGGGAAAUUCACUGCCAAUACCAUGUCGACGAUCUUGAAAACUUCCCCGUAUGGGUCGACCCACUGAUUUAUGACGGAGUUUUGGCAGCUCCAGGGUUUUGCGAGUGCUGCUUAAUCAACCCUCAGUUGCCUGCUUGUGAGCGCAUGCGUCAAUGGAAAUGGCGCCACACAUGGUCUGAACAUUAUAUGGAACAUUUCAAUAAUCCUUUGGCUGAGAACAAAUGUCGUCACGGAUCAUUCGAAUCCAUUCUGGAAUUUAAAUUUCACCUUUAUGACCAUCACGGUGUCCGGAUACCCAAUCUCUGGAGUGACACCAAAGAGAGCAAAGAGCGCCUACGAACUCCGGAUCUACGCUCAAAUCAGCGUGUGCAACAGGUGGUUCCAAAGAAAGAAGAGAAGGACGAUGUGCAAUUCCAGUUUCACAAUUUCACAGUCAAUUCCAUGGCCAUGAGCCAACCAAAGCGACAAGGCUCGUCCUCUGGACAGAUCUCACCUAAAUCGGGCGUAAGCAGUCCAUACCAAAACCAGCUGUCCAGCGACAAUGAUGUCGACUUUGUUGACAAUGAUAAUCUGAAAGCGGAACCGCUUGAGGGAAGUUUUUCUCCUCGGCCGACGACUUCAGAGGAUCUAUAUGCAAGUAAGGAUGACCAACAUAUGGAUAUCAACGAGCCGAGUACAAUUGAAAUCAUAACUGAAGAUGAUGGCACUUCUUGUCCAUGCUACUUAAGUGAUAGUAUGACAAUAACUGAGGCAGGAAUAUCAACUCAGGAUAUUUCGAGCUCAGAGUCUGUCUCGAUCGGUAGUGAUGAUUUUCCAACUACGGAAUAUGUGUUGUCCUUGCCUCUGAGUCAACUUAAGGAGGAGGUACUUGAGAACAUAUAUUUGACAGACAUAGACGGCCAAGACGAUAAUGAUUACCGAAUACCCUAUUGCAAUGACUCGGGUUACGAUUACCUUGGAAGCUGUGUUUCUACAGGGCAUGUUAUUUUUGCUAAUCACAUAAGCUGUUUCGAAGAGGCAAGAGAUAAAGAUGAUAUGAAUGGGUUUGGUCUGGACCUUGCUCGAAACUAUCAUCUAAGAUCUAGAUCAACUAGUCAUCAGGGGCUUGUCGAAAAUACCCUGUCUGCCAUUGAUCCAGCCUUGAUUAAUCCCGAGGACAAAUGUUUGGCCAAUGCAGAGGUUAUGCGUGCUGCUACCAUAACCGACACGAUCGUCAACAAGCUGGACACUGAAAUGGAGACUAGCACAAAGGCAGAGGAUGAAGAAUUCAACGUUGAAGCAAUCGUCGGGCAUAAGGUGAUCAACGGAAUACACUAUUAUAGGCUAAAUGCCAGGAGCUGUUAG
This is a messenger RNA of Verruconis gallopava, 3204 nucleotides long. RefSeq lists its product as uncharacterized. Bases 1 to 3204 code for a protein of 1067 amino acids. The transcript is spliced from 10 exons. Lineage: Eukaryota; Fungi; Ascomycota; Dothideomycetes; Venturiales; Sympoventuriaceae. The record is from RefSeq and is a predicted model, not a curated record.